AUGGCGGCGGCGGCGGCCAUUGCCGCUAAUCCCCUCCUCAAUUCCUCCUCUCCGGCGAGACCAGACAACCCCGCCGCCAAUCGCCGCAACCUCCCCACCGCCGCGCCGCCGCCGUUGACCCUUCUCCCCCGUUGCCGCUCCCUGCGAGACCUCUCCCAAGUCCACGCCGCCGCCGUCAAAUCCGGCCUCAACGAUGACCCCCUCGUGCUCACCAAGCUCAUCACCUUCUGCUGCCUCCACCCGUCUUCCCUUUCCAUGGCGUAUGCCCGCCACCUGUUCGAUAGAAUGCCUCCCCAGCAGGAUCCCCUCCUCUUCAACACCAUGACCCGGGGUUAUGCCCGCACGCCUACGCCUUCCCUCGCCAUCGGCAUCUUCGUCCUCAUGCUCGAGCAUGGCGUCUCCCCCGACGGCUACACCUUCCCGUCUCUGCUCAAGGCCUGCGCCGCCGGCAAGCUCCUGCCGGAGGGGAAGCAGCUGCACGGAGCCGCCGCCAAGCUCGGCUUCCAUGGCGACCCCUUCGUGCUCCCCACACUCAUCAACCUCUACGCCGACUGCGGCGACCUGCCGGCGGCGCGCCGCCUGUUCGAUCAGAGCGAUGGCGGUGGGAGCUGCGCGGUGUGCUACAACGCCAUGAUCACGGCCUGCGCGAGGAGGAGCUUGCCCGGUGAAGCUCUGCAACUCUUCCGCCGAAUGCAGGCGGAGGGAGUGAAGCCCACGGAGGUGACGGUGCUCAGCGUGCUCUCCUCCUGCGCCAUGCUCGGAUCGCUCGAGCUCGGGAGAUGGGUCCAUGGCUUCGCCCAGAACCAGGGCUUCCUCUCCUCUUCUUCCUCCUCCGUGAAGGUCGCCACCGCCGUGAUCGACAUGUACGGCAAGUGCGGCAGCCUCGAGGACGCCGCCGCCGUGUUCCGGGCCAUGCCGGAGAGGGACACGCAGGUCUGGUCCGCCAUGAUCAUCGCCUGCGCCCUCCACGGCCGCUCCGACCUCGCCGUCUCCUUCUUCCGCGAGAUGCAGACGCAGAGGGAAGAGGACGGCGCCGCCGCCGGGCCCGACGGCGUCACCUUCCUCGGGCUCCUUUCCGCCUGCAGCCACGCCGGCAAGGUCGACGAGGGCCUGCAACUGUUCCGCGCCAUGGAGGACUUCGCCGUCUCGCCGGAGACGAAGCACUACGGCUGCGUGGUGGACCUCCUCGCCCGCGCCGGGCGCCUGCGGGAGGCCCACGACUUCAUCCUCAACCUCUCCGGCGAGAACUCAUCGCCGGUGCUCUGGCGGACCCUGCUCGGCGCCUGCGCCAGCCAUGGCGAUGUCGAGCUGGGUAAGCGGGUCUUCGCGAGGAUCCUCGACCACGACGACUCUCACGGCGGCGACUACGUGAUCCUCUCCAACCUCUGCGCCGCCGCCGGCCGGUGGGAGGAGGCGCGCGCCGUGAGGAAGAUGAUGAAGGAGAAGGGCGCGGGGAAGACUCCCGGCUGCAGCGCCAUCGAGGUGGGCGGCGCCGUGCACGAGUUCUUCUCCGGCGACGGGAGGCACCCUCAGGCUGCGGCGCUGCGGCGGAUGGUGGAGGAGAUGGCGGAGCAGCUGGGGUACGCGCCGGAGACGGCGGUGGUGGUGCAUGAGGGGAUGACGGAGGAGGAGAAGGCGGCGAGCUUGAGGGGCCACAGCGAGAAGCUGGCCAUGGCGUUCGGGCUGCUGAACACGCCGCCGGGGGCAACGCUGCGGAUAGUGAAGAACCUGCGGGUCUGCAAGGACUGCCACGCCAUGGCGAAGCUCAUCUCCGCGGCCUUCGGCAGGGAGAUUCUGCUGCGGGACCUCAAUCGGUUCCACCACUUUAAGGACGGCAAAUGCUCCUGCGGCGACUACUGGUGA
Spirodela intermedia is the source of this 1863-nucleotide messenger RNA. The record is from the annotation of a GenBank genome assembly. Lineage: Eukaryota; Viridiplantae; Streptophyta; Magnoliopsida; Alismatales; Araceae.